Larimichthys crocea (large yellow croaker) is the source of this 2918-nucleotide messenger RNA. It is a transcript of the gene epn3b, whose product is annotated as epsin 3b. Gene Ontology annotation, molecular function: clathrin binding; phospholipid binding. Gene Ontology annotation, biological process: endocytosis. The transcript has 11 exons. The record is from RefSeq and is a predicted model, not a curated record. Gene Ontology annotation, cellular component: endosome; clathrin vesicle coat; plasma membrane. The coding region runs from base 549 to 2348 and encodes 599 amino acids. NCBI's taxonomy places the organism in Eukaryota, Metazoa, Chordata, Actinopteri, Sciaenidae.
AAAUAAAAUAUAAAAUACCUGUAAAACCAGUUUGUGUUCAGUGCUAAUUAGAAAAUGUUAAGAUGCCAACAUUAUAAACUAUAUACGUGACAAACUGCUUAACAGCUUAACAUCAAUGUACACGGGUACAAAGCAGGAAGGAACAGGAACUGCUAAUAGAUAAUCUACUUUUAAUGGCGAUAGAAACUAUAAACCAAUAAAUAUCAAGUUGUAGCUCACAGAAUUCCUCACUGAAUCCAUAGCAACAUUAUUCUACAUCCAAAGGCAUUAUGGGAACUGUAGUUUCAAACAUUACUGAGGCUCAGAAUGGGGUGGGGCAUAAUGUCAGACUUAAUAGUCUAAUAUAGUCAUGUAUAGACAUUUGCUUUAUCUCUUUCCUACAGGGAUGUCCUGUAACUCGUGACAGAGAAGAGGAGCCUUCAUUGCUAUAGCUACCGCUCCUCUCCUCUCUUCCUCCAGUCCACGUUCCCCCUUUUACCCCCUCUCUUCAUCUGUUGGCUGUUUGUUUUUCGCUUUCUAUCCCUCCACAUCCUUCAUCACCUGUCAUCAUGACAACCUCAGCCCUGCGCCGGCAGGUGAAGAACAUCGUGCACAACUAUUCAGAAGCAGAGAUCAAGGUCCGCGAGGCCACCUCAAACGAUCCAUGGGGCCCGUCCUCGUCUCUGAUGUCCGAGAUCGCUGACUUGACUUUUAAUGUGGUGGCAUUUGCUGAGGUCAUGGGCAUGGUGUGGAAACGCCUCAAUGACAGUGGCAAGAACUGGAGACACGUCUACAAGGCCCUGACUCUGUUGGAUUAUCUGCUAAAGACUGGAUCAGAGAGAGUGGCCCAACAGUGCCGUGAGAACGCAUUCACUAUUCAGACGCUACGUGACUUCCAAUACGUGGACCGUGAUGGCAGAGACCAGGGGGCUAACGUGAGAGAAAAAGCACGCCAACUGGUGUGUCUCCUCCGGGAUGAGGAGCGACUCCGUCAGGAGAGGAGUCAAGCCCUAAAGACCAAGGAGCGAAUGGCUGGGGGAGGCAGCGGAGGGGGCGGUGGUGUGUACGGAGGUAUACCCCCAUCUUACCACCCAGGCAGGCGAACAAGUCAGCCCAGCAUGGCUGUGCUGUACGGGGAGGAGUUCAGCCGAUCCAGAGGCUCGCCGUCCUCCUUUAACUCUUCUUCCUCGUCUCCUCGCGCUGCCUCAGACCUGGAGCAGGCCCGACCUCAGACCAGUGGCGAGGAGGAGCUGCAGCUCCAGCUGGCCUUAGCCAUGAGCAGGGAGGAAAGUCAGAAGGAGCAGUGCUGUCGUCAAGGAGACGAGUCUCUGUUACAGAAGGCCCUGGAUGAGAGCAGAAGAGAGAGCCAGUCAGGAACACAGGAGUCAGCAAUGCUGGACCUGGUGGACAUAUUUGGCCCCUCAUCUGAAGCCCCACCUCCACCUAGUGACCCUUGGAACUCUAGCCAACCCGCAUGUGACGUCACCUCUGACCCCUGGGACUCUAUAGCGGUCCACUCCAGCACUCCUGUGAUCGGUAGUCCUUGGACGGCCCCUCCGUCAUCCGCCAACGCGUCCAAUCCUUGGGCUCCAUGCGCCAACUCUUGCACUGAUCCCUGGGAAGCAGCACCUGUCUCCUCCAGCCCUGUCGAUCAUGCGUGGGACAGCCCAACAGACGGAGGUGGUGAUGGCACAGAUCCGUUCGCUGAACAGGAAGAUGAGAAGCCUAAUCAAGAGGUUCCUCAAAUGUCGUCGCCUCAACCUGCAAGUCCCACAGAUGCAGAGCUGUUCGGGGUAAAGGCAGACUCUGACCCAUUUGCCGAUGCAGAUUCCAUGCCAGAUCCGUUUGGGUCUGACCCUCCGGUAAAACCCCAGGUAAACGGACGAGAGUCGGCCAGUCCAGAGAUGUUUGACCUGUCCCGGCUAGCACCUCCGCUCAGCGCCCCACCUACACGUAUGUGUCGAACCCCAGAGGCCUUCCUCGGACCUACGGGGGCCUCACUGGUGAAUUUAGACGCUCUGAUACCCUCCAACCCGCCUAGUAAGAUGCACAACAACCCCUUCCUCUCAGGUCUGAGUGCUCCGUCUCCCACCAACCCUUUCCACUGCGACCAGCCUCGCCUCACCCUCAACCAAAUGCGACCAGCCUCUACAUCCCCACUGCCCCCGCACAUGCUCUCCUACAGUCCGUCACUGCCCCUCCCUCUGCCCCACCAGCCACCCAUCCUUCCGUCCUCUCUUACACAACCUCCUGCUGGACUCCUGGACCUUCCCUCCAACCUCCCGCAGCCCCUUCUCCCCCUUUCUCCACGACCAGCGCCCCGCACCCAGUCACAGACACAGACACACAGCCACAACCCCUUCCUCUGAGACGCCUGCGUCUAUCACACUCUGGUCUGCAGAGACUACAGAAUGGACUCUUUUUUUGGAUUCAUCUAUGCUGACUACAAUGAGACUAGUUUGAAAUGAGCCUGAACUGGACUGCGGAUCGUGGUCUGAUGUCAUUGUGCACACUUGAAGCGGAACAAUCUUGGACUGGAUGUAUGUGUGUCUGUCAGAGACACAUCAGCUGCUAUAUAACCUGAACUCUUGAAGAAAAGCUAACUCACACACACAUACACUCAGGCGCACUCAAGGGUGCACAGACACAAACAUGCACACACCACCAAACUAACAGGGUGUAUCUCAACAGUCCCUUUGAUGCCUUUUCCCCAUUAACAGCAACAACUCCGAGCACCCUUCAACCACAGAGACAGAACUUUAGAAGAUUGGGAUGAAGCCACAUACUUUGAUUGUCCACCAAGAUUCACAAGGAUCCUUACCACUGCUGCUUCACCGACGAAAGCAUGAAUGCAUCCCACCCCCCCGAGACUCUAGACUAUUCUAUUCUGCUGAGCACCUGAGAUGACUUCAUUAAAUAAAUCCUCUUUUUCUGAUGAG